AUGUCUUUUGAUAGCGCAACAUACAGUCACUUGACUGACUACACCGUAGGAUCGUACAACUCACAGUUAGGGUACUUCAACGUCAUUCCUAGCCCCAGUGCAAAUCAGGCCGUCUCCACCUCCAUCUAUUCCAUCACAAGACUUGAUGCAACCCUCAGGCUUGACGUCCACCUUCUCUCAAGAUACAAUCACAAGCCAAAUAACUUUGCUUCUGAUUGGCACAAAGUCAUCGGGCAUUGCUUGCAGCCAGGGGGAUAUAUGGGUUUCUGUAACAAUCAAGACCAGUUACAGACAUGGACUACAAGGAUGCUUGCAGCUCUCGAGACACAGCUUGUUUCCGAUUCUGCUGAUUAUGAUGUCAUUGCAGAAAUUAUCAGCCUACAGAUGGCCAAAGAAAUUUGGCACCAUAUAGUCUUACGUCCAGUAGCAUCUAAUCCUUCCGUUAGCAUAGCCGAUAUCUACUGGGAUCAAAUUCUGGACCAGCAAGGAGAUGUUUCCCUGGAAGUAGUUGCGUUCAUUUUUUAUGAAUGGUGUCAGAAGGUGCUUAAUGUGACACUGGACAGAAUGGCUGCCGCCAAUGUCAUUCUGAUAUACAAAUGCAUCCUGCGUCUAAAGGGCCCACCUCUGGAUAAGAUUCAGCACGUAGCCAGGGACCUUGGUUUUAUCAGCUUCUGUGGAAGAUUUUUCCGCAAGAGCCUUGCUUCUGAUGAUGAGGAGGCAAUAGAUGAGACUAGCUUAGACACAGAGGCAACUAAUGAAGAUUAUGACUCAUAUCUGGACAAUAGCAAUGACGACGUCAAACCCAACGGUCACGGUCACCAACGCCGGGUAGCAUCCAGAAAGCUUCGUCAGCUUAAUCAACAUCCCUAUGCACCCCCUGGAGGCCCUAUUCCACCUGAAGACAUUAUUAAUGCGCAGGCUACAUCUAUCCAAUCCACCAGCUUUAUCACCUCUGAUGCACUCAUCGCGACACUUGCCACUCCUCAUGUAGAGUCUACUGCCUCUCAUUUGAAUGUUCGCGUAUGGGUCGAUAACACCGUGUCUUAUCUCAAACAGCAGGAAGGCAUCCAGUUAGGUGUUUGCUCAAUAGAAGCUAUGAUAGCACGCUGUCGGUUGGUUUCAGUUCACACAACUGGCUCAAGCUUUACAGCCAUGAUCACAUACAUGCAGUUGGCCAUGCAAUGCCAAAGUAUCAUCACAGCAUCUGAGGAGCAUUCCAACAUUCGUCAAUUUUACAAUAAGGAGGUUGCAAAAUUGGAAAAUGCCCCAUCUGAACGUACUUUUCAUCGCUGGUAUGAACAUGGCUGCAAAUUCAUCUUGCUAGCUGCGGGCGGGUCAUUCUACGUGCUCGUUAUCAUCGCAGGUCUGGAAAUACGUUGGAAAGUUGCCUCCAUGACGUUUCAUGUGCUUCGGCAAGUUGGUAAUAUGUUGAGGCAGCCAGGGAAUGGCGACAAGGCAGACUUAAUCACUCGACGUAUCAUACCUACCAUCGCCUGGAUUAGAUCCCAAAUACCGAUUUCCCUGCAAAAGAUUUUUCCCUCUUCAUUUCUGACAAGAGUGGGGGCCAAGAACUCCCUGGACUGUACAGACUUGGAGCUCAGUGAUAGAGUCUUUGAUGUGUUCAGACAAGAGAAUUUUGCUCUCCCUGCCAGGGAUACAGUAGCCUGGGGCAUUUUCAAAUCGGACAUCACUGAACAGAUGCUUGUUAUUGGUGGUAAGGGCAUAAAUGGCCUCCUAAAAUCUUUGAUGCAUCGCCCUGGUGGGGUAAAGCGCUUCAGUGUUACUGUCAUCAGAACAUUGUUUGACCACAUGCAUGGUAACAAUGUGCGAUUCCCUGCAGAGAAUGACCGGAAGGAGAAUGCGAUAUGGACAGAGAGCGAGUGCGUGAAAGCGGCGGCUGGGGAAGUUGUUAGGGAUCUUGAUGACUUAAGUAACAAGUUGGAUGAACUCUAUGUAGAGGGCUACAGAAACCACAACAGAUACUUACGCAUACCAAUGCACAUUCUCAAUGGCGGUAUGCUUGAUUUACGCAAUUCAAACGGAAGUCUCAUGGCCUUUAUCUGUCCCUCACUACCAGAGACCAUUCGCCUUUGCCUCACCAGUAGUUUGCUUGCCUGCUUUGAAAGCAAUCUGGUUUUGCAAGUCCGCAAGUUUUACGAUUCAGAAGGGGUGCCACAAGUGGAGGAAGACACCAGUUCCACUUUAGAAAAGCUGGCGGAGAAGACUCUUCUUUAUCCCUUCCAGUGCCUGCAUUUCUCUCUCUGGAAUCGCUACUCAACUGUGGGAGACAAUGCACCCACUCAUAUCCAUCCUCAUAACAUGGUUAGGGUGGACAUUGGUCGCACUAAUCAUAUGCAGUGUUUACCCUAUCCUUCAAGAGACAUCUUGGAGCACCAGGAACUAUAUAACAACAUCCUGACUACAUUUGGCAAACUCUUUGAGUGGAUUGAAAUGGUGAUGAAGGAGUUUUUGCCAGAGGAGUAUGAAGUUUUGGUGGAACUUGGCCAGAAUCUUCCUGGUGGAGAAUGA
Suillus paluster is the source of this 2529-nucleotide messenger RNA. RefSeq lists its product as uncharacterized. The record is from RefSeq and is a predicted model, not a curated record. The transcript is spliced from 14 exons. Bases 1 to 2529 code for a protein of 842 amino acids. NCBI's taxonomy places the organism in Eukaryota, Fungi, Basidiomycota, Agaricomycetes, Boletales, Suillaceae.